Messenger RNA from Fonsecaea nubica, 1671 nucleotides. RefSeq lists its product as hypothetical. Bases 1 to 1671 code for a protein of 556 amino acids. The transcript has 2 exons. NCBI's taxonomy places the organism in Eukaryota, Fungi, Ascomycota, Eurotiomycetes, Chaetothyriales, Herpotrichiellaceae. Gene Ontology annotation, molecular function: ATP binding; RNA binding; aspartate-tRNA ligase activity. Gene Ontology annotation, cellular component: aminoacyl-tRNA synthetase multienzyme complex; cytoplasm; cytosol. The record is from RefSeq and is a predicted model, not a curated record. Gene Ontology annotation, biological process: aspartyl-tRNA aminoacylation.
AUGGAGAAUAAGGAAGCCGCAUUACCGACCCAUGCCAAAGAUAACCCUAACGUGUCCGCCGACGGCGCACCCUCGAAGAAUGCAUUGAAGAAAGCGCAGAAGGAGGCAGAGAAAGCCGCAAAAAAGGCCGCAGCAAAGGCAAAAGAGGCAGAGCAGAAAGCAGCCCAACAAGCACAGGCUUCCGAGGAUACGGCCAAGGACAAAUAUGGUACAUUGCCGCAGGACGACCCCGAGAUUACACAUCUCAAGAAGCUGGGAGAGGAACACGUCGACAAAGAAGUCACCGUGAUCGUUAGAGUCCACAACUCCAGAAGCCAAAGUGCAAAGUUGGCAUUUCUCAUGUUGCGCCAGCAAGGCAAAACCAUUCAAGCUGUCGUUGCAGCAAUAGGGGAUGCUGUGUCUAGGCAAAUGGUAAAAUGGGCUGUGGGCGUCAACAUCAACUCCUUCGUCCGCGUCUCUGGAAUAGUCAAGAAGCCCAACCCUCCAGUGGCCUCUGCCUCAAUCAGCGACCUCGAACUCCAUGUCACAAAGAUUUACCUGAUAGCUUCCGCCGCCGAGCAGAUCCCUAUGCAAGUGAAAGAUGCGGAGCGACCGCCGCCACCAUCAAUAACGGGGGAAGAAGAAGGACCAGCAGUCGAUGCCGAGGGAGCUCCGAUCGUCACGCUGAAAACCCGUCUCGACAACCGGGUGAUUGAUCUACAGACAGAGUGCAAUCAAGCCAUCUUCACCAUCUCGUCGGGCGUCGAAGGACUAUUCGAAGAAUUCAUGCGCAAGGCUGGCUCCCGCAAGUUCAACACACCUAAGCUCCUUGGCGCGGCGACAGAAGGCGGCUCUGGGGUCUUCGAAGUGAACAACUAUUUUGGCAAGAGUGGAUUCCUUGCUCAGUCUCCGCAGUUGCACAAGCAGAUGCUUAUUGCUGGGGAUUGCGAGAGUGUCUUUGAGAUUGGCCCGGUCUUUCGCGCGGAGAAUAGCAAUACGCAUCGACAUUUGACAGAGUUCACCGGUCUCGAUUUCGAGAUGGUCUUCAAUCACCACUACCAUGAAGUACUAGAAUUUGCUGAGAACCUCAUCGUCUUCAUUGUCCACGAGCUCAAGACUCGCUUCAAGGAUGAAAUUGCUGUCGUGCAAAAGUACUUUCCCCGUGCAGGAGACUUCCGGAUCAAAGACGGCAAAGCCUUACGGUUGAAGUACUUUGAAGGGAUCAAAAUUCUGAGAGACGCCGGUGUCGACACCACGGAACAAGACAACUAUGUCACCGAUUUGACGACAGCUCAGGAGAAGAAGCUGGGACAGUUGAUCAGAGAAAAGUACGACACUGAUUUCUACGUGCUGGACGAGUUCCCCAUGGUGGUCCGGCCUUUCUACACCAAGCCACACCCGUCCGACCCGAAAUUGUCGAAUUCCUACGACUUCUUCAUGCGUGGUGAAGAGAUCAUGUCCGGCGCUCAACGUAUCAACGAUGCCACAGAGCUAGAGGCAUCAAUGAGGAGCAAAGGGGUUGAUCCGAAUUCAGAGGGCUUUCAAGACUACGUCAACGCCUUCAGGCAAGGGUGCCGGCCUCACGCUGGUGGCGGCUUGGGCCUGAACCGUAUCGUCAUGUUCUUCCUAGGGUUGGAUAACGUGCGGCAGGCCACACCCUUCCCCAGAGAUCCGCAGAGAUUGCGGCCAUAG